CAAUAUUUUUAGAACAAAAGAAACUGCGCAAUGUUAUAAUUGUUGUCAUAUGACCAAACUUACAUUUCCAAUUAUACAUUCUCAAAUAAUUUAUUUGUAAAUAAUAUAAUAUAAUUUAAUAAAUGUAUAAGACUGUCGUAACAAUAGGAAAAAGGUAUGCAAAAGCAGUGGUAUUUUUACAAAAAAUGAGUACUAUAGCAACAAAUAAUCCAGUAGAACAUUCAAUAAGAACAAAACUAACAAAUUCUUUAAAUCCAUCUCAUAUUGAAAUAAUAAAUGAAUCAUAUAUGCACAAUGUUCCUAAAGGAUCUGAAACUCAUUUUAAAGUAAUUGUUGUAUCUGACAAGUUUGUGGACAAACCUCUUCUCAAGCGCCAUCAAAUGGUAAAUGAAUUAUUGCAAGAAGAACUGGAGGGCAGCGUACACGCGUUGUCGAUUGUAGCAAAGACACCUACUCAAUGGGAAGACAAUAGUAAAGUAACUCCAAGUCCAGCUUGUCGAGGUGGCUUUGGAAAAUAGAUCGAAUUAUCUUGUGUUAAUCAAAUUUCUUAAAACGAAUAAAUGAAACUCAAAUGAUAUAAUUGUAAAUUGUUGAACUUAGUACGUGAUGAUCAAUAUAUUUAAUCAAAAAUAAAAAUGAAUUCGAAA
Messenger RNA from Megachile rotundata (alfalfa leafcutting bee), 647 nucleotides. Its product is annotated as bolA-like protein DDB_G0274169. NCBI's taxonomy places the organism in Eukaryota, Metazoa, Arthropoda, Insecta, Hymenoptera, Megachilidae. Gene Ontology annotation, cellular component: mitochondrion. The record is from RefSeq and is a predicted model, not a curated record.